AUGCGGCGAGCGCAUGUCGCCGAUUCCGGCAGCCGGGUGCUGGUUACGAUGGACAGUUAUUACCGCAGCGGCACGCUCCUGGAUCACAAGGAAAAGGCGGAUGAGGCCGUGAAAACGGCGGCCGAGGAAGGCCAAGUCGUUGACAAGGUGUUGGUGUGGCGGCGUUACCCCGGCCAAUACCAUUCGGCGACCCCGAUGCAGGACGGGCGUGACUACUUCGUGGAUAAUGAAUUAAAGACCUACGCCGGCAGCAGGAUUGAGCCCGUGGCGCUGGCGGCCGAAGAACCGUUGUUCCUGAUGUACACUAGCGGCACGACCGGGCGUCCCAAAGGCUGCCAGCACAGCACCGGCGGCUACCUCUCAUACGUAGCGGGCACCUCCAAGUACGUGCAGGACAUUCACCCCGAGGACGUGUAUUGGUGCAUGGCGGACAUCGGCUGGAUCACCGGGCAUUCCUACAUUGUCUACGGUCCGUUGUCUCUGGCGGCCACCACCGUCAUGUACGAGGGCGUUCCCACCUAUCCCGACGCCGGGCGGGCUUGGCGUAUCGCCGAGCAAUUGGCGGUCAACAUUUUCCACACCGCCCCCACCACCAUCCGCAUGCUGCGCAAAGCCGGGCCCGACGAACCACAAAAAUACAAUUACCACUUCAAGCACAUGACCACCGUUGUCGCCAGAGCUGACGGCUAUUACCGCAUCCUGGGCCGCGUCGACGACGUGAUCAACGUUGCCGGUCACCGUUUGGGUACCAAGGAGCUUGAAUCCGCCGGCCUCACCGUCGAGGAAAUCGCCGAGGCGGCGGUUGUGCCGGUGGCGGACGACAUUCGCGGACGGGUGCCGGAUAUGUACGUGUCGUUGAAGCCUGGUUUUGACCCGGGCCCGGCUAUCGAAGCCAAGGUGACCCAAGCCAUUGAGACGAUCAUCGGCCAGAUCGCUCGGCCAAAGCACGUGUACAUCGUCCCGGACAUGCCCAAGACGCGUUCCGGAAAGAUCAUGCGCCGGGUGCUGGCGGCGAUUUCGAAUACCAUGGAUAUUGGUGACGUGACGACGCUGGCGAACCCCGAAGUGGUGGAGUCGGUCCGCCAAAUGGUCCAGGGAGAGAGCGUGGUGGUGACCCAGGAAGGCCCGGAAGACCUGAAACAUUUCGGCGAGGAGCCUUAA
Geodia barretti is the source of this 1161-nucleotide messenger RNA. NCBI's taxonomy places the organism in Eukaryota, Metazoa, Porifera, Demospongiae, Tetractinellida, Geodiidae. The record is from the annotation of a GenBank genome assembly.